AUGUGUUUUUCAACCUUUGUAGGGAUAGCCGAAUCGGGCUGGCUUUUGGUUCGCUACAGCCCAGCAGCUUUUCUCCCGGGCCGCAACCCGUAAAUAUUAUCAUAUUUUGUAUUUUUAUUUUUUCAGAAGUUACAAAAUCAGCUACACCGAAAUAGAAUUUAUUUUUCAUCUAUAUUCCAUUUCCUCCCAAAUUCUUACAUACUUCGGGGAACCACCAGCAGGAAUUUUGGGCUUAUAAUAUUAUGCCAAUAUUAUGAACAUCUCUUGUUCUGAAAGGUAUCUCUUUGCCUGAGUUUGUAUUCUGCCACAUUAUGACCACCAGCCGGCAGCAAGGUUUCCCCUUGCGCUCGUGUCAAACGCCACCGUCCAUUUCUGAAAGAUUUUCGUACAACCGAUACACUCGUGGCAUGGUGGCAGUACAACACUCUCACAAGUCACAUCCUUGGUAAAAUAGGGGAAGUUUGGGGAUCUAAGGAUGAGGAGGGUUUGGUUGUACCAUACUGAAGUUACAUCGGUUUUAGUGGAUAUCUUGUGAUCUUUGUCUUAGCAGCCAGCAGCGACAGGAGGGCGUACAGUGAUACAGAUAGGUGACCGCUAAAUGUGAUAAUCCGGAUUGAAGUGGAGUUACUUUGGCUGGUCUAUUAGACAUGGGCUUUCAUGCUGGCAUUUUUGUGUUGUUCCUUGAAUUCGUUGUUGUGUAGACUGUAGACUAGUGAGAUUAAUGGUGGUGCUUUACUGCUUAUUGUCUGGUGGUGUAUUCUUUUUUCAUAGACAAAGCAAUGGAAACAGAUGAAAAGUUGUGUGGCUUUACAGUCGGCUCUGUGCCUACAGUUAUAUACAUUCCUGAUUUUAUCAAUGAUGCUGAGCAGACCCAGCUAUUCAAUCAUAUCUAUCAUGCUCCUGUUUCAAAGUGGAAAACACUCAAGAACCGGAGGUUACAGAAUUGGGGGGGUGUAGUCCAUGAGAAGGGUCUGAUUAGUCAAGACUUGCCUCCUUGGCUGACCAAGAUAACAGAAAGAAUACAUGAAGAACUUGGUAUCUUUUCUGCUGCACCUAAUCAUGUUCUCAUCAAUGAAUACCUUCCUGAUCAAGGCAUAAUGCCUCACCAAGAUGGACCAGCUUAUUUUCCUGCUGCAGCAAUCUUGUCUCUCGGGUCACCUGUGGUAAUGAACUUCACUCCUCACAUGAAAUUGUCUGAUUGCAAUGGUACAACAGAAUUUGAAGCUGGUGCUCAAAAUUCUGAAAGAUCGGGAACAGAAACAUUGGAUGACCCUAGUAGAUUUUCCCUUCUGCUGAUGCCUGGGAGUCUACUGAUAUUUAAGGACCUUGCGUACUCAGAUUACUUGCAUGGCAUAGAAGAUAAUUCAAUUCAACCUUUUGAUGGGGCUGUGAAUCUUGCUGAAGUUGUUAAGGAUUCUGGAUGUGAUGAACUGUUGUCAUGCCUCAUUGGUUCAGACGCAAGUAGACCGAGAGAUGCCAAGAUUCUACAUCGAACAACUAAGAGGGUUUCAUUGACAUGCCGGUUGGUAUUGAAGGUUCGCAAAAAUUUGAUUAAGAUUUAGAUGAAGGCUGCUAUGCAGCAGUAGUAGUUCGAGAAAGACUAGCUUUCUAUGCAUGUCAUGCGUGCAUGGAUUACUUUGGCAAUUAUUCUUAAAAUUUAUCUAUGUUUUGAAGGAUGUUAUUUAUAAUCAUCAUUAGUAGUAAUUAAUUAAUUAUGAUAUAUAAACACAAAAUAUAUCAAUUACUUGAUGAAGAAGUUGUUUCAAUAGGAAAGCAAAGAAAGAAGAUUGUAUUUAGUGGUUAGAAAUUGUGAUGCGUAUUUAGAUGUAAAGUUCUAUUGCCAAAUCAAAUUUGUCAAUUUUUUUUC
Messenger RNA from Beta vulgaris subsp. vulgaris (sugar beet), 1867 nucleotides. RefSeq lists its product as uncharacterized. The record is from RefSeq and is a predicted model, not a curated record. The transcript is spliced from 8 exons. NCBI's taxonomy places the organism in Eukaryota, Viridiplantae, Streptophyta, Magnoliopsida, Caryophyllales, Amaranthaceae. The coding region runs from base 780 to 1562 and encodes 260 amino acids.